AUGCCACUGUCCUGGGCAGCGCCACCCUGGGCCAAUCAGAGCCGCGCACGCGAGCUGGAGUUCGUGCUGCUGGGUUUCGCGCACGUGCCCGCGCUCCGCCCGAUGCUCGCAGUGCUCUUCCUGGCAGCCUUCCUGCUCACCAUGUUGGGCAACUCGCUCAUCGUCCUGCUCACCUGCCUGGACGUAGGCCUGCGCACACCCAUGUACUUCUUCCUGCGCCAGCUGGCGCUGGUGGAGAUCUGCUUCUCCCUGGACGUGGCACCCCGUCUGCUGGUGACCCUGCUGCAGCCUGGACGCGGGGUGUCCCCCACGAGCUGUGCCCUGCAGAUGCUCCUUGUGCUGUCCUGUGUCACAUCUGAGUGCUUCCUCCUCACGGUCAUGGCCUGGGACCGCUUCCUGGCCAUAUGCAGACCCCUGCGCUAUGGCGCCAUCAUGAGCCCUCAGCUGUGCUACCUGCUAGCUGCUACCUGCUGGCUGGCUGGAAUCCCUGUUGCACUCGUCUUCACCAUCUGGCUGUUUAACUUCCCCUUCUGUGGGCCACGUGGCAUCAGACACUUCUUCUGUGACAUAGCACCUCUGCUGAGCCUGGUGUGUGCAGACACCAGAGUCUUCGAGGCCAAUGUGUUCGCGGCCACCGUCCUCGUCAUCAUGGUUCCCUUCUGUCUCAUAGCCGCAUCCUAUGUGAUGAUUCUGGCUGCUGUCCUUAGGAUGCCAUCAGCCUCUGGGCGCCACAAGGCGCUGUCCACCUGCGCCUCCCAUCUUAUAGUAGUAAUUCUGUUUUAUGGCACGACGGGGGUCAUCCACUUGCGCCCCAAGGCCAGCUACUCUCCUGAGAGCAAGCAAGUGGUGUCCCUGUCAUAUACCAUGGUGACCCCUAUGCUCAACCCUCUCAUCUACAGCCUGCGGAACAAGGAGGUCAAGGCUGCCCUUGGGCGUGUGUGCUGUGGACGCUAA
This is a messenger RNA of Apodemus sylvaticus (European woodmouse), 954 nucleotides long. Its product is annotated as olfactory receptor 10A7-like. Gene Ontology annotation, biological process: G protein-coupled receptor signaling pathway. The coding region runs from base 1 to 954 and encodes 317 amino acids. The record is from RefSeq and is a predicted model, not a curated record. The transcript has a single exon. Gene Ontology annotation, cellular component: membrane. Gene Ontology annotation, molecular function: G protein-coupled receptor activity; olfactory receptor activity. NCBI's taxonomy places the organism in Eukaryota, Metazoa, Chordata, Mammalia, Rodentia, Muridae.